AGCUACCAAUCGUAGCUGUUUUUGCUCUAAGUGACGUCACAUCCGUGAAUAAUAAUUGAUUUUGAGUUUGAGCGUAAUAUAAGAUGCCGUAUAAUAAUGUGUAGAAUGUUAUUGUGCUCGUUUACAGCGAAAGCAAAAGCCGUAUGUGUUUACAAGGAAAGAUUAUAUUGUUAUUAAAAAUUGAUAUAUUGCUGGUGUAGAAAGAGAGAGAGAGAGACGGAAAAAACCUCCAACCCCAACAACAAACAUGUCCGAAACGGAGAAAAAUGUGACGGAGUCGAAAGAAACUUCUUCGAGUGUUUCUCCAAAGAAUCACAAAAGUUCUGUGAACAAAAAUCGAGACAGUGAGAAAGUCUCGCCGGUUAAAUUAACCUUCGGGAUGGACACUAUCAUAAACACGAAAGAAAAUAUAAACAGUGACACGAGGUUAAGUGCAAUCGAGGACUCACCCGCGGAAGAGAAACCCACCCCAGUGUCGCCCCCCAUUCGGGAACCUAAUCCUUUCAGUAUGGACUGUAUUCUGAACUUACCAAGCCCUUCCAAGUCCAAGGAAACCUCCCCGAGCACGGAGAGAGAGCACCACCCCAUAAGUCUGCCCUAUAGGUGGGCAGCAGACUGUAUGACCAGCAUGUCCUGGCCCCUGAAACCAGGACAUUUUUCUCCUAAAUCUCUCCCAGCUCCUCCGCAAACAAUGGGCGUGCCAAAAAUAUGCACUCUUCGAAAGCACAAACCAAACCGGAAGCCAAGAACUCCAUUCACAACUGCGCAGCUCCUAGCCCUGGAAAGGAAGUUCCGGCAGAAGCAGUAUCUAUCAAUAGCAGAACGUGCCGAAUUUUCGUCAUCCCUGAACCUGACGGAAACCCAGGUAAAGAUCUGGUUUCAAAAUCGGAGAGCCAAAUCUAAAAGACUGCAAGAGGCAGAGUUUGAAAAGUUUCGGUUGACGGCGAAACCCAUGAUGCCCCCAGUGUUUGGUGUGACUAUCCCGGCUGCGUUCGGAACGAACGGUGCGUACAUGAAUUAUGGUGGAAUUUCACCACCGAGUCUGUCAACGCCAUUGGGAUUUUUCAAUGCACUCCAUAGUUCGUUAUUCAGUGGGUAACAAAUACCGAAUUUGUUGUGCUCACUUGAGAUGGAAAUCCUGACACAAACAAUGUGAUAUUUAAAUACUGGAGAACCUUGAAGUCGAAAACAAAUACAACAGUGUCUAUAAUUCCGCUCUCGAGUACAUAGGCGUAUGGGGACUCUUU
Molecule: messenger RNA, 1247 nt
Organism: Gigantopelta aegis
Lineage: Eukaryota; Metazoa; Mollusca; Gastropoda; Neomphalida; Peltospiridae
Product: homeobox protein MSX-3-like
Exons: 2
Coding region: 248-1099 (283 amino acids)
Biological process (GO): regulation of transcription by RNA polymerase II; embryonic morphogenesis
Cellular component (GO): nucleus
Molecular function (GO): RNA polymerase II transcription regulatory region sequence-specific DNA binding; DNA-binding transcription factor activity, RNA polymerase II-specific
Source: RefSeq, a predicted model, not a curated record